AUGAGUUCGGCACCACCGCCACCGUACGCAUAUGAAAAGCCAACGAAUUAUCAACAAGCACCGCCACCACAGUCGGUGCCAGUUCAACCUAUGACUAUGAUUCAACCAGUAUACAUUGGAGCUCCAAUACAAGUUGUUGGUGAUUAUCCAAUGCAAUGCACAUGUCCUCAUUGUGCGCGACAGAUUGUUACACGUACAGAAAAAAAGAAUGGCCUUUUAGUUUGGCUUAUCUGUGGUGGUCUUGUUUUAUUCGGGUUUUGGCUUUGCUGCUGUAUACCGUUCUGUGUCGAUAGUUGCAAAGAUACAGAGCAUUAUUGUCCAAAUUGUAGUGCAGUACUCGGUGUUAACAAGAAACUAUAA
This is a messenger RNA of Adineta ricciae, 360 nucleotides long. NCBI's taxonomy places the organism in Eukaryota, Metazoa, Rotifera, Eurotatoria, Adinetida, Adinetidae. The record is from the annotation of a GenBank genome assembly.